CACCCCCUCCGUCUCCGACUCGGUCGGGGAGUGUUUCUUUCGGCUUACUAGUGCAGGUUCGAGAGGGUCAGAGCCCCUCAGAGGUGGCCGUUGCGGCCGAGGGAGGGGUGCGUGUACGCAGCAACAAUCAGGCCUCCUCCUCAGGCCGCUCGUGGUGUGCGAGGAGCCCUCUCCGUUUCCGCCCUCGUCCAGGCUGCUGGGAGCUCCGGUCUUGGGGGCGACCUUUCCAUUCUGGUUUCCUUGCCUGGGCUCGUAGUAUACCCAGGCUUUAUUUAGGGCCAAAGUGUCCUUGAUAAUCUCAUUUUUCUGUUUUGCAGGAAUCCUGCUGCUCAAUUUGCGGCCCUGCAGUUUUAGUGAGUAGUUCUGUGCUCACUAUUUCCGAUCUUGUCAGAGGACGGCUUCACUUUCAGUGGAAUUGCUGGAGUAACUGCCAUGUGUUGUCAUGUAAACAAGUCCUUUUUAACUGCGCCUGUAGUUGUCCUUUGUUAACAGUGUUUUCUUAUAUCAGAAACUUUCCUGACCUAGGACGGACAAAAAAAAAAAAAAGCUCAAAUAGGAUCACACAUCUGCUUAAAUCCUAACUGGAGAGACCCUUUCCCUGAGCUAUCUAAACUGGGGAUGGAGGCAGCCUCUAGGGUGCUCCCAGCCUUGGCUGGCCAGACUUCAGAAGAACAAGAAGAGAUUAUUAAAGUAAAGGUGAAAGAAGAAGACCAUUUUUGGGAUCAGGAAUCCUGCCUACCUAGGAAUUUGUCUCAUACCAGGGAACUCUCUCGUCAGCGCUUCAGGCAGUUCUGCUAUCAGGAGACACCUGGGCCCAGGGAGGCUCUGAGUCAACUGCGGGAACUUUGCUGUCAGUGGCUGAGUCCAGACAUACAUACCAAGGAGCAGAUCCUGGAAUUGUUGGUGCUGGAACAGUUCCUGACCAUCUUGCCUGAGGAGCUCCAGGCUUGGGUGCGGGAACGUAAUCCUGAGAGUGGGGAGGAGGCGGUAAUUGUGCUGGAAGAUUUGGAGAGGGAGCUUGAUGAACCCAGACAGCAGGUCCCACAGGGCACAUAUGGGCAGGAAGUUCCUAUGGAAGAAAUGACCCCUCUGGAUUCUGCAAAGGAAUCCUUAGGCACCCAGCUCCAGUCUAUGGAAGACAGAAUGGAAUGUGAAUCUCCAGAGCCACGCUCACUUCAAGAUAAUGGGUCAUUUUUGUGGCUUUCCAUGAUGUCUCAAAACAUGGGCGAUGAUAACCUCAGUAACUUAGAUACUAAUGAAGCAGAAAUUGAACCAGAAGACAUGAGAGAAAAGUUCUUCAGAAGCUUAGCAGUAUUACUGGAAAAUAAAAGUAAUAAUACUAAGAUAUUUUCUAAAGCAAAGUACUGUCAAUUGAUAAGGGAAGUGAAAGAGGCUAAAGCUAAGGCAAAAAAGGAAUCAGUUGACUACCGUCGCUUGGCUAGAUUUGAUGUGAUCCUUGUGCAAGGAAAUGAGAAACUGAUUGAGGCUACAAAUGGGGAAACAGAUAAAAUACGGUAUUACUUACACAGUGAGGACUUAUUUGACAUUCUGCAUGAUACACAUCUCAGCAUUGGACAUGGUGGACGUACCCGCAUGGAAAAAGAGUUACAAGCAAAAUACAAGAACAUCACAAAAGAAGUUAUAAUGCUAUACCUGACACUCUGUAAACCAUGCCAACAGAAAAAUUCAAAACUCAAGAAAGUUCUAACAUCAAAACCAAUUAAGGAAGUUAAUUCAAGAUGCCAAGUAGAUCUUAUAGACAUGCAAUUGAAUCCUGAUGGGGAGUAUAAAUUUAUUAUGCAUUAUCAAGACCUUCAUACAAAAUUAAGUUUUUUGCGGUCAUUAAAAUCUAAAAGGCCUAAGGAAGUUGCACGUGCUCUAUUAGAUAUUUUUACAAUUAUUGGGGCCCCUAGUGUCCUACAAUCUGACAAUGGAAGGGAAUUUUCAAGUCAGAUUGUCAGUGAACUCAGUAAUAUUUGGCCAGAAUUGAAAAUUGUCCAUGGGAAGCCUCGGAGCUGCCAAAGCCAAAGUUCUACAGAACAAACUAAUGAGGAUAUAAAAAAGAGGAUUUUUUCCUGGAUGCAAACUAAUAACUCUUCACACUGGGCUGAAUUUUUGUGGUUCAUUCAGAUGACCCAAAACCAGCCCUAUCACAGAGGCAUGCAGCAAACUCCAUGUGAAGGUACAUUUAGCUCUGAAGCUAAACUGGGUCUGUCCCACUCUCAGUUAACUGAAGAACUUAUUGGCAGCCUGCACUCAGAAAAUGAAUUAGAUCAAGCUGACAAAGAGUUAGAAAAUAGUCUCAGAGCCCAGUAUGAAGAAAACAUUGAGACAGGAACAGAGAGUAGUGAUACUGAAGAGAAUCUUUCUGUUACUCCUAAGGUGGCUGAAAAAAACUCUCCUGAGAGCAGACUGAGAUUUUUAUCCUGUGUAGUUUGUGAAAAAGAAUGCACAGGUGCUAAUAGUUGUACAUCAUGUGAUGGAAAUGUCCAUGCAGUAUGUGGAGUGCCACCUCAACAUGAGACCGAAGGCUGUGGUCACCAGAUAACUUGUAGUCUUUGUUACAAAACCAAUACAAUGAAAAGGAAACAUCAUGGGAUUCAAAGAAGUUUGCCUGUUCAACCUUCCAAAAUGCUAAAGCCAUCAGAGACACCCUUUUCACGAGACAAAGUAGGAGACUGGAGAAUGAAACAAGCUUCACUGGACUUCUUUGUCAAGAAAAGACACACCUUUUCUGAAUACAGAAGUAGUAAUAAAAGAAAUGGUAAUAAUAGAAGACAUCUUGAAGACGGGAAAACCAAAAGAGUUCAUACUAGUUUUACUCGGAAAUAUGACCCUUCAUAUAUUGAGUUUGGUUUUGUAGCUGUAAUUGAUGGUGAAACACUAAAACCACAGUGUAUUAUCUGUGGAGAUGUACUAGCUAAUGAAGCAAUGAAACCAUCAAAACUUAAGCGACAUUUAUAUUCAAAACAUAAAGAAAUAAGUUCACAACCAAAAGAAUUCUUUGAAAGAAAGAGUAGUGAAUUAAAAAGUCAACCAAAACAGGUAUUCAAUGUUUCUCAUAUAAAUAUUAGUGCUUUGCGGGCUUCUUAUAAAGUAGCACUUCCAGUUGCUAAAUCUAAAACACCUUACACAAUUGCUGAGACGCUAGUGAAAGACUGCAUCAGAGAAGUUUGCUUGGAAAUGUUGGGUGAAUCUGCAGCAAAGAAGGUAGCUCAAGUACCACUUUCCAAUGACACCAUAGCUCGACGUAUUCAGGAACUGGCUAAUGAUAUGGAAGACCAACUCAUAGAACAAAUAAAGUUAGCAAGGUAUUUUUCAUUGCAACUUGAUGAAUGCCGAGAUAUUGCUAACAUGAUAAUUCUUUUAGUUUAUGUGAGGUUUGAACACGAUGAUGAUAUAAAGGAAGAAUUCUUUUUCUCAGCCUCUUUGCCUACAAACACAACUAGCUCAGAACUAUAUGCAACUGUGAAGAAUUAUAUAGUUAAUAAAUGUGGUUUGGAAUUUAAAUUUUGUGUAGGAGUAUGUUCUGAUGGUGCAGCUUCAAUGACAGGAAAACAUUCUGAAGUGAUUACCCAGAUUAAGGAACUUGCACCAGAAUGUAAAACAACACACUGCUUCAUUCAUCGAGAAAGUCUUGCUAUGAAAAAAAUAUCAGCUGAACUAAAUAGUGUGCUUACUGACAUAGUAAAAAUUGUGAAUUAUGUAAAAUCUAAUGCGUUAAAUUCAAGAUUAUUCUCUUUGUUAUGUGAUAACAUGGAAGCUGAUCAUAAGCAACUGUUAUUGCAUGCAGAGAUACGGUGGUUAUCACGGGGAAAAGUUCUGUCAAGAAUGUUUGAAAUACGAAAUGAACUCUUAGUGUUUCUGCAAGGCAAGAAACCUACUUGGUCCCAACUUUUUAAAGAUGUAAAUUGGACAGCCAGACUUGCUUAUUUGUCUGAUGUCUUCAGUGUUUUUAAUGAUCUCAAUGCUUCUAUGCAAGGAAAGAAUGCAACAUGUUUUUCAAUGGCUGACAAGAUUGAAGGACAAAAACAAAAGUUAGAAACUUGGAAAAAUAGAAUUUCUACAGAUUGUUAUGACAUGUUCCAUAAUUUAACAACAAUUAUCAAUGAAGUAGGGAGUGAUCUUGAUAUUGCAUAUCUGCGAAAAGUUAUCAGUGAACAUCUUACAAAUUUGUUAGAAUGUUUUGAAUUUUAUUUUCCAUCAAAAGAAGAUCCACGCAUAGGAAAUUCAUGGAUCCAAAAUCCAUUUCUUUCAUCAAAAGGUAAUUUAAAUUUAACUGUAACUCUACAGGAUAAGUUGUUGAAGCUGGCUACUGAUGAAGGAUUGAAAAUAAAUUUUGAAAAUACAGCAUCCCUCCCUUCAUUUUGGAUAAAAGUUAAACAUGAAUAUCCUGAACUUUCAGAGAUUGCUUUAAAAUCUCUUCUUCCAUUCCCCUCAACAUACCUGUGUGAGACUGGGUUCUCUACGUUAAGUGUUAUUAAAACAAAACAUAGAAACAGUUUAAAUAUACACUAUCCCCUGAGAGUAGCAUUAUCAUCAAUCCAACCUAGAUUAGACAAAUUGACAAGCAAGAAGCAAGCUCACUUAUCACAUUAAAAAUUUUAAAUAUUGAUAUAUAAGUUCAUUCAAAGUAUGCAUGUAGGCAUUUAGUAUGAGAAAUUUGUUAU
Messenger RNA from Lemur catta (Ring-tailed lemur), 4670 nucleotides. RefSeq names its product zinc finger BED-type containing 9 (gene ZBED9). The coding region runs from base 619 to 4599 and encodes 1326 amino acids. The transcript is spliced from 4 exons. The record is from RefSeq and is a predicted model, not a curated record. Gene Ontology annotation, molecular function: nucleic acid binding. Lineage: Eukaryota; Metazoa; Chordata; Mammalia; Primates; Lemuridae. Gene Ontology annotation, biological process: DNA integration.